Messenger RNA from Peniophora sp. CBMAI 1063, 1500 nucleotides. The record is from the annotation of a GenBank genome assembly. Lineage: Eukaryota; Fungi; Basidiomycota; Agaricomycetes; Russulales; Peniophoraceae.
AUGUCAGAAGGGUACGAAGAACCCACAGACGCAGCCACCUCUGUCCUAAAGUCUGCUAGUAUCGAUAACCUGCCUCCCGAGAUCCUGUCGCAGAUCUUUUGGCAUCUUCCGCGUCUAUUCGACGAUAUUCACACACCGGUACCGCCAUGGGCUGUCGUACUUCGUGUAUGCCACAAGUGGCGCGAAGUCUCUACUGCAUACGCCGAUCUGUGGACGCUCAUACCUCUCCGCACCACUCAGUGGACAGAACUCGCCCUCCGUUUAUCGAAUCCAUGCCCCAUCACCAUCCACUUCCCUGAUCCUGUUGAGCACUUCCACCGAGAGCCGAUAUACGCCGCGAUGAACCAAUGCGAGAGAUCGUACUCUCUGGACAUCAGGCAGAGGUUCGUGGGCGGGACAAUGCCGGAUUUCGACUUCCAACGCGCCGUUCUCAACGCCAUGCGCAAUCGACCACCAAUCAAUGCCCAGAGUUUUUCGUUAUCUCUCGCGUCGCUCAUUGAAUCAGAAGAUAUCACUUUCCUCGCUCCGUCUCAAGUCCGUUACCUACGGCUCACAAAGUGUCUCUUCUCUAUAGACUUCAUCUUCCCGCCGAACCUAGUGGCGCUGCGAUUGGAAUUCACAAUCUUCGACGGAUGGACCUUUGACCAUCUCAGAAAUCUGCUAUCUUCCUUUCCUCUCCUAGAGGAGCUUGCCCUUAUAUCAUUCACGGUCAAUACCGACGUGUACCAGCUUAUAACAUCCUCGGCCAUUGAACCUGUCACCUUGCCACACCUGAAAACCCUGCACCUCAUCGCCGAAAUAGAUUGGCUGGUCGUAUAUCUCACUCUCAUUGAUAUACCUCCGCAUACACAUCCGUCGCUGGAUGUCUUAUGUCUCGACUCUCGCCCAUAUCCGGCAUGGUUCACGACUCCCCGCCUCAGCGCGGACCAGAGUUACGCUUUACUCGUCCCCCUUCUGGCGAGACACGUGCGCGCGAGCGCUCUCCAUGAAGAUCUUCAUAUCCACUUCAAGACACGAGCAGAGGAAGGAUCGCCCAUUCGACUGUCUGUGUCCACGUCGGAGAGCAUCAAGAUCUCUUGCGGCCUACCCCCCAACCCUUCCGCCCUGUCCGACCUGUUACCAGAUACCGCGCGCCGAGCGUCGCUCAUAUGCGAAUCCACCCUCCCAUCGUUGACUUUACCUGCCAUCAUGUGGAGGACGUCGCCGUACUUGGACAGCAUGACGCUCCCCAGCCUUCGCCCUCUCUCGUCCUGCUCGCUCAUACGCGACGGCAACACAGAUCUUCCCAAAUUGCGCGAAAUCGUGUUCACUGAACCGCUGGACAUGAGCCGCGGCGGGGAUGAGUCUACGUUUCAGGAGCUGCUGUUGUUGCUGCGCAACACGUUCGUCACAGUCCACUUCGAAGAUUGGGUCAAGCUCGACGGAGAUCAGAAGUGGACUCUCGAGUGCGAGUAUCCUUCCAGAGUUACCGGUUCUCCUCUCGUAUUCACUCAGCCCUGA